ACAUUAUAUACGAAUUAACACCAUCCACAAUGAGCGAUCCGCCAGUGUACCAGCAUCCUAGCUCGCGCAAUUCGCUCGAUCUACUGAGCGAUAUAUUCAGAAAUGAAGACGCAUCAAUGCUUAUACAAGCAUAUCCAAUGGAAGUUGUCAAAAGGGUAGCUACCGAAAUAUCGCAAUUCCUAGCUGAAUUCACGCAUCAUGCCAAGGAAUAUAGAGAUACGCAACUAUUCUCCCCGGGAGAUACCAAAAAACUAUUCAAGUGCAAACUACUAAUGGAUUACUACGCAUUGUGCUAUAUCAUGGCAUCAAAGAACUUUUACCUCUACAAUACGCAUCGCCUAAAUUUGAUAAAGGAAAUGGCAAUAACCUAUAACGGACUCUAUGACGUUAUACCAAUGAAUAUUAUAGAACGACUGUCUGAUCAGGAGGCAACGUACCUAAGGGACACCUGUAAUGAGAUCAUCAAAACGCCACUACCAUUCCGAGCAAAACGAUAUAGUAUAGUCGCCGUACUAAAGGAUAUAGUAACGGAUGAUAUAGCAGAUAGAAACAAUCCAUAUAUGAAGUACUAUGCUAAAGGAAUGAAACUAACAAUACCGACCGAUCUUGCGGAAAUGUUAAUACACUCCAACUGGAUCAAAAUAAUCAAGACCAACCUAUAAAAUAUAGGAU
This is a messenger RNA of Babesia bovis T2Bo, 672 nucleotides long. RefSeq lists its product as uncharacterized. Bases 30 to 662 code for a protein of 210 amino acids. The record is from RefSeq and is a predicted model, not a curated record. NCBI's taxonomy places the organism in Eukaryota, Apicomplexa, Aconoidasida, Piroplasmida, Babesiidae. The transcript has a single exon.